AAAGGGCUUGUCCCAGUCAGCUCUGCCUUACAGGCGCAGUGUUCCCACUUGGCUGAAGCUCACAUCUGAUGAUGUCAAAGAGCAGAUCUUCAAGCUGGCCAAAAAGGGUCUGACCCCCUCUCAGAUUGGUGUGAUUCUGAGGGACUCCCAUGGUGUGGCCCAGGUACGUUUCGUCACUGGCAACAAGAUCCUGAGGAUCCUGAAGUCCAAGGGUCUGGCCCCUGACCUGCCCGAGGAUCUCUAUCACCUCAUCAAGAAGGCUGUGGCAGUCAGGAAGCAUCUGGAGAGGAACAGAAAGGACAAGGAUGCCAAGUUCCGCCUGAUUCUCAUUGAGAGCAGGAUCCACAGGCUGGCCCGUUACUACAAGACCAAGAGAGUACUGGCCCCCAACUGGAAGUAUGAGUCCUCUACAGCUUCUGCUCUGGUGGCAUAAACUACACUUUUUGGAUUAAUAAAACGAUUUAAAUUGGA
Messenger RNA from Micropterus dolomieu (smallmouth bass), 471 nucleotides. It is a transcript of the gene rps13, whose product is annotated as ribosomal protein S13. Lineage: Eukaryota; Metazoa; Chordata; Actinopteri; Centrarchiformes; Centrarchidae. The record is from RefSeq and is a predicted model, not a curated record. Gene Ontology annotation, biological process: translation. Gene Ontology annotation, cellular component: nucleolus; cytosolic small ribosomal subunit; ribosome. Gene Ontology annotation, molecular function: small ribosomal subunit rRNA binding; structural constituent of ribosome.